AUGCAACAUUUAUUCACGCCAGUGUACUAUAUCAAAGUUGUAACUUCCAAUAAGGCGGAUGCGGUGACCAAUGCACUGAUGUAUAUCAGAAUAUAUGGUGAAACAGGAGUCACUGGAAAUAUACUUUUGGAUAAUAAAACUCGAGAUGACUUUGAAAGAGGAAGGUAAGUGUAGUAUCAUUAUUACAUCAAUCAUCAUCACCAUCAUCAUCAUCAUCAUCAUCAUCAUCAUCAUCAUCAUCAUCAUCAUCAUCAUUAUAUAGUAUUUCGUUUCAUUUGGCUACACAGAUGAACGAAACAAUCUAUCUUAGUUUGCAUGCGACAUAUUGGGAAAAUCUGAGCAAAAUAAAAAAAUGAAAUAAAAUAAAAUAAAAAACGACCAACAAUUUCACUGAUGCCUUUCUUGCCUGGAGGCCUUCAUAACAUUAGUCAAACCCCAAACCCUGAAACAGAGUAUAAUUCAGGCAUUGGAUCACCUCUUCAUCUAUUUUGUUAAGAUAGGGGUAACAAAAUCAAAACUGAGAAGCCAUGUUUUCAUGGUAGUCAGUAUUCAAUAGUCGGCACUAAGGGCACACUCUAUAAUCCAGAAAGUUUCUUUUAUCCUCCAUAAGGUGCCAUCUUCUCUACACUGGGGUAACCAGGUUCCCUCGUUGAUGUCCCACGGGAGAAAAAUAUGUUUUAAAUACAGAUCUAGAGAUCAAAUCUUGUGUAAAGUCUGGCAGAAUCUAUGAACCAGUUUCACACGUUGUAUAGUGCAAUUCACCAGAUAAAUCUCUGCAGUGAAUAAACAUUAGGGAAACCAAUUGCCCAUGUACUGGAUAAAGAUUCAUUAUCCAGUGGACAGUGUUAUCUACAUUUUAAACAACUUUGGCCAGCAUAGUUACCUAUACUAGCUGUAUUGGUUACUUAGUCAUAGAUGCUGCCCCACAAGAUCUCAUAUGAAGUGGAGAUAAAGAGUAGCGAUUGAAUGAUUAAAUGAUUGAUUGAUUGAUUGAUUGGUUGAUUAAUCUAUAAUUUAAUUGACUGCCUUUAGUGCUGUUUUUAGGGCUGACCUUUUUACGAGAGGUGAAAAGGAUGUUGGAAAUGUCAUUGGAUUGGAAGUCAAAAUUGAUAAAAUUUUGAGGGAGUCUGACGACAACAUCAGUGAUCCUAGCUGGGCUUUUGACUACGUGAGUUAUAGCCAAAGAGCUUUGCUUUCAAACAAAAAUCUAAAUUUUAUUUUAUUUGUAAACUUUGUUGAAAAGAGUUACUGUCGAUGAUCACUUGUGUCCCAUAUACUAGAAAGUUGGAAUAGUUUAAUUAUUUGUUGUUUUCUAGAUUGGCAUUAAGACUCCAAAUGACCCAAAUUACGCUGCGUUUUAUUUUGGUGGCUUGUUGAAGGAAGAUCAAUCGGUCAAUUUAUCCGGUGAGUGAUUAGUGAUGAGUGUCGUUGGAUUUAUUCAGUAUGUAUUAUUUGAUGCCAUGGUAAUAAUAGGCAGAUGUAACAACAAAAGCGGAACGUCAUUUGACGACGGAAGAGCGCGCAGAAAGGACAAAACUCGACUUCCGGUGCCCAAUUUUCCGCUCAGCCAUUGGUCAAGCCAGUUGUUUGAUUUGCGCGCGCCUUCGUCAACUGACGUUCCCGUUCUGUUAUUACAUCAGCCUAAUAAUAGGCACCUUAAGGUGACUCAACACAGUUUUUUUUUUUUUGGGGGGGGGGUACCAUCCUACUUUGAAGCUCUCUGGAAUCCCCACCUUUUCUCUUAUCGUAAGUCUAAUAAUAGAAUGGAUAACAUAUAGAUCAAUCUACAAUAUAACAUAACCUUUUUUGGCGAUCGGAAUAAAUGUCGCGUGGUUAUAAUGCCACGCCCCUUUGAGCUCUGAGUCGAAAAACUGCUGUUGCCGGCAUUUUUUCGUGAAAAUCUCUCGGCUACACAUAGUGCGCAUUAGUGCCUUGCGCUGAAGAGAGUUUCACCAAAAUCGCAAAGACCCAAUUCGAGAAAUUCAGCGGUUUCCAAAUUAAGGUCAUAAUUUAUGCUAAAAUGAUAAGCAAACUUUUCACGAUUAUACCUAAUAAACUAUGUGACUUAUCGCAUUAUUUUGUUGGGGAUCGUUAUAACAGAUGGGUCCUUGCAAGUCAGCAAAAAGCUUUAGGGCCUUGUAAAUGCGCGCGAUUUCGAGCAAAGCAAACAUAUAGAAAUUAUAGUUUUAGCUAUGUGUUGUCGUUUGUCAGCUUUUAAGAGUCCUUCUCACGAAAAAAGCAUUUUCUUAAAAAUUCGUAGUUUUUUAUCCUUCAAAUUUUUUAGGGNGGGGGGGGGGGUACCAUCCUACUUUGAAGCUCUCUGGAAUCCCCACCUUUACUUUUAUCGUAAGUCUAAUAAUAGAAUGGAUAACAUAUAGAUCAAUCUACAAUAUAACAUAACCUUUUUUGGCGAUCGGAAUAAAUGUCGCGUGGUUAUUAUGCCACGCCCCUUUGAGCUCUGAGUCGAAAAACUGCUGUUGCCGGCAUUUUUUCGUGAAAAUCUCUCGGCUACACAUAGUGCGCAUUAGUGCCUUGCGCUGAAGAGAGUUUCACCAAAAUCGCAAAGACUCAAUUCGAGAAAUUCAGCGGUUUCCAAAUUAAGGUCAUAAUUUAUGCUAAAAUGAUAAGCAAACUUUUCACGAUUAUACCUAAUAAACUAUGUGACUUAUCGCAUUAUUUUGUUGGGGAUCGUUAUAACAGAUGGGUCCUUGCAAGUCAGCAAAAAGCUUUAGGGCCUUGUAAAUGCGCGCGAUUUCGAGCAAAGCAAACAUAUAGAAAUUAUAGUUUUAGCUAUGUGUUGUCGUUUGUCAGCUUUUAAGAGUCCUUCUCACGAAAAAAGCAUUUUCUUAAAAAUUCGUAGUUUUUUAUCCUUCAAAUUUUUUAGGGCCACAAUUGAUUAACUAACUACCCGAAUUCUGAAUUUCAUGGUCAUUGGAAAACUGUGAUAUUAUCUUCUAUAGGCCCAAACUUGAGUAAAAAUUGAAGACUUUUAGCGUUUUGGCUGAGUUUGUGCUUUGGGAGUUGUCCAUUGUUUCUAGUCUGUCAUUAUACAGCAUUCUUGUUCAGCACGCGUGCAAUGACCACGCUUGGCUGACUUCCGAUGCUUCGAGAGAUUUUCCUCGAGAGCUUUAACCGGCCGGUCUUUGUUGCUUUUAACUCCAGUCAUGCAAGGGUCCCAAGUAUCAACGCAUUUUCUUUUUCCAGUUAAAUAGUAAAAAAUGAUUGGAUUCCCAGACGAACUUGCCAAGGAGCACAUUUUAGUAUGGGUUCGUACGUCUUUGUUUGGUUGAAAUCUGGUAUUUCCUUUAUUGAAACAGUUUGCAAUAGGUCCCUUGGUAUGGAAAGCGAAGUAAUCACUGACGCCCAGCUUUCUGCUUCUUCCGAAUGGGGUGGCAAUGUUUCACAUUCUCCGCGACAAGGCAGGUUGAAUUUCCAGAUGUCUCACAAUGUGGCGGGUGGUUGGUGCCCUCAUCCUAACGAUUCCAACCCUUGGCUUCAGGUUGAUUUUGGCAAUUGCACCAUAGUGACAGGCAUAGCCACACAGGGGAGAAAUGAAUGGGGAUAUUGGUGGGUUACUAAAUACCAGUUAAAUUACAGUGACAACGGAGUUGCUUUCAAAUUCUAUAUGGAGCCUCCGAGCACUUCGGCAAAGGUAAGCUUUUAUGACUUUUAUUUUUAUCAUUAGGGACCUUAAGAUACCCUGGACGCGGCGGUAAAAUUGCCGGAGAAAGCCUGGAGCGAGGACGCCGCCACAUUGACAGGAAAAACAAAUUAAGAUUAAGCAGGUUGCAUUGAGCGCUCGCCUGACGACAGAGGAUAAAGUAAUGCUUUCGUGUUUUAAUUCCAUGACAUCUUUUAGAAAAACUCGUGAAAUUAAUCUUGUUUGAUUGAUCUCUUAUUGAUCUUUUAUUGAAGAAAAAUAUGUGCUGCCGGCUAUGACUCCAGUUUCUCUAAAAUCCCCCGAAUUUCUUCGAGGGAAAUCGGAGUUCGGGUUAUCAGCUAUCUGUUCCCAGACUUUUCCCCUUUCCGUUGUUCUUUCUUUUAAAACAAUAUGGUUCUUUUAUGAGAACUUCCCAUAAUAAGGCGAUUUUGAUUUUCAGACCACUCCAGCGCUAAACUGAAAGUGAACAAAAUAAAACCAUUUAUUAUGAAAGUUAAUAAAUGAACCAUGGCGUCUUGUUCAAGAUCUCAAUUUUCUUCGACAUGUUCAAGUUUAUUACAAUUUGUUUUCUAACAAUUUUUAUUCUUCUCGUCUCUUAAAUUUUUCAAAUACUACCCUACAGCGAGAACGUUACCCCCAAAUGAGCAGUUAUAGUGUUACAUUUGUGUCGAAAGACUCUGCGCUUUCAUUCUCAGUUGCCGCCGAAACACUGAACCCAAAAGGCUUGAUAGCAAAAAAUAAGAGUCAAUCUCGGGAGAACACCACACUAAAAACACUUAAAUGUGUCUCUUGAAGUAAAACGGAUCGAAAAUCCUGUACGAAGAGCAAUUUCUGCACUCAAAACAAGAAAACUAACUCACCGUUUAACGAGGCGGCCAAACAUCGAGUUUUCACCGUCGCGACUUCAGGUCGACGCUGUGGCAUUAUGCUAAUUAGUUCCAAGAAUUGAACAUUUCACUUACUCGGCCGCGUCCAGAGUAUCUUAAGGUCCCUAUUGUUAUCAUUGUCAUCAUGUGAAGAGUUUGUGCCUAAGAGUCAAAGCCUGAUUACAACUGUAACUGACUUCAAAGGUAUUAUCUGGUAUUAUAUACGUCGACCAGUUAUUGAUCUCAAAUUCUGUUAGUUGACUGCAAAAUGUUUUUUUAGUGUCACUAAGAUUUCUACUGGUGGGAUUGCCGAACCGCUAGUUGCUACACUAAUAUUCGCAAGUCAUUAGUUAGCGGUUGUAGUCAUACGCAUACGCAGUUAGAGCUGCUCAGCUCUUGAGGGGAUUGCCUUAUUGAAACUCGUGUUUUUUGAUGUUUUGUGUUUCAUCUAGUUAAAUAUCCAACAUGUUUGUGUUUGAAACUAUUGACCGGUUCUACAAUAUUUAACAUCAAUCACUAUCAACGACAUUCCUAUUCACGACUAUGGUCACCCAGACAAUCAUGCUCCACUUGCAUUUGUUAUUUCUAUUGUUAUUAUAAUUCAUUAUUUUUCGUGUGUGCUGACAUUUGUCCUUUCAAAGUGGCCACACCAUAGAACGUCAUCCAAAUUCCGAGCAUUGAUAUUGUUUUACCACAAAUACUUUUUUCUUUUCAUAACGGCAUUUCAUUUUGGCUUGUCCUCACCUGAUAUAUAAAGACUGCUAAUGGACAUUCGAUCGUGUAACUGAACAUUUUUUUGUUGCUGAUUAAAAUAAACAUGCAUGCGAGGCGAAUUCUCUCGAACCAUCCCAUGAGUCUCAUUAUCCUUUACACAGUUUAGAGUGAAAAUGUUUACUGUCAACUUUUCACUUAUAGGUGUUAUGUUCGAAAUUGUAAUUUUUAUUUUACAUAGUGUCAACGCUAUCGAUUAAUUGUUGUAGUUCAUUUAUCAGGAACAUUGAUGGAAGCGAACAGCUGCUGAAAAUAGCAUUCAUCAAAUAUGCAUAUUUUAUUAGGUAUUCAUGUAUAAAAGCGCCGUAAAUUCUACAAAACCGUGACUAUUUGUAAUGUAAGGUCUCAAUCGUUCUCGCCACCCAUUCGAUUAGGCAAUUUUUAUGAUAAAACGUGAUCUAUUCGUUGCACCGAUUAAAAUCAAAUUGCUUUAGUGUUGACCAGUGUUAGUUUUAGUGUUUUAACCCUAAUACAACGAGAAGAGCAAAUGGGAUGGAUAAUUAAUGGAAUUAAGGUGGUUAUUAAUGUUAAAAAUAAAUUGUAUGCAUUUGGAGACGAAGUUAGGUACAAACACUAUAGAAAUAAAAUUUGUACACUGAUACGCGUAGGGAAAAUGAAAUACUAUAAUACGUUUUUCGAAAAUAAUAUGGCCAACAUGAAAAAAAAAAACCUGGCAAGGAAAGGAAUCAAUAAACUUUUACAUCGACGGGAAAAAAAGAAACAGACAAACCAACUUAAAAGUCACAUCUGCACUAGAGGAUUUUAAUAAUCGCAACAAAAUUGUUAAGGAUGGUUUGCGGAGUAUUCAUUGAUCUUAAAAAAGCCUUCGACACUGUCGAUCACGACAUUUUGCUUGAUAAGCUCAAUCACUAUGGCUUUCGUGGAAUAAUUAAUGAUUGGUAGUAUAUCUGGCGAAACGAAGGGACUAAGUCGUUUUAUGGCACCUACGCCAGAGACAAUCUUUUGGAUAGUUUGUCGAUAUGACUAUGCCACGCCAUGUUAUCAUUAAAAAAAUAAUAAUAAUAACAAAUAAAUCAAUCCAAAGUAAAUUGGUAGUGGAUACGUGUUUUAUGGAAGCAUUAUCUAUCGCAAGAUUACGGCAUUCAGACAAUGUAGCAGAACGAUUAACAGUUUGGCAAAUUGCUAAAUAUAGAUAGAAGUAGAAGAGGGCCUAGGAUAGUUCGCUGAGGAACCCCUCAGCCCAAAGAACAGACUUUGGAAAGCAAACCGUUAACAACACAUUUCUAGGUAAGGUUGUUUAAACAGGAUUUAAACCAAUCGUAAGAAGUCUCCUAUAUUCCGUACAGACUUAGUCUAGUUAAAACAACAUCGCGAUCAACGGUAUCAAACGCUUCCUUCGGGUCCAGGAAAACCAUUGCAUUUACAUUACUGCGAUAUAUAUUGAAAGCCCAGCUAUUAGUCAGUUCUAAGAGAGCAGUGAGAGUCGAGUGCAAGGAGCAAAAACCUGAUUGUUGGUUAGUGAUGAUCUCUUCAUUAAUAAUAGUAAAAAAGCUAUACAAUUGAUCAUACACUAUUCUCUCGAACAAUUCAGCUAUUUACUGAGAUUACAGAGAUUGACCGAUAAUUAUUCACAAUAGUUCGUCCACCUUGUUUAAAUAAUGGAGUCAUUACAGCGUAUUUCCAGUCAUCUGGAAAUAAACCAGAUCUUAGAGACGUAUUGAAAACUGACAAAGAGGGAUCGAGAUAAGAUCCACACAUUCUCGAAUUAGUUUUGCACAAAUAAAUUACUAUAUAGACUUGUUGCUUUGGUUUUAGAUAGAUUAUUUAAGAAAGAAAAAAACAUAACUACAACUAAUUGGAAUGAAAAAGAACUUGUUGCUGCCAACAUUGUAAUCAACAUAUUUGAAUCACUGGUAAAAAGGGGUACCCCAUUGGCAAGUUUGGUUUUAAUUGUUGAAAAGUGAUCAUUAAGCACCAAUUAAAUGGAGGUGGGGGACCCCAGAUAGGUGAGGUAACAUUCGGCGGGUCACCCCACCUAUUAUGUACACGUGAUCAAAUUAAAUUGAAAUAUUAUAUGGAUAGGUGGGUUACCCCACCUAAGCGGGUUAUCUCACCUACCUAGGGUCCCGUGCCUCCAUGGAAACAGGCCCUAAAUGCAUUGGAGAACUCGUGAGAACUGGUGACUGAGUUCUCGUUUAGUCUGACGGGACGGGAGUUUGUUAGUCAUUUGCCAGGUUUUACAUGAGUCGCCAUUAGACUGAAGAAACGCAUUGGUACAGUAAUAGGAUACUUAAGUACUAGAUUUAACAUCUCCAUCAAUCUUAUUACGUAGCCUUUUGUACAAAUCCCUGUCUUGAGGAUCGUGAGACUUAACAGAGACUUAACAAGUUUCCGUUUAGCAAUAUAACGAUCGCGCAUACCCUUUCGCAGAUCUGAUAUAAUCCAAAGUACUUUUUUUGCCUGGCCUGAUACGUAUUGAUUUGAUUGGAGCAUGACUGUUCAAAAUAGUAAAAAAUUUAGCUUCCCAUUCAGCACACAAAACUUCACAGACACAGGACCAAUCCUGUCGAGAAAUAUCGCGGCGAAAGGUUUCUCGAGUAAAAUUACCAAAGGUUUGGUAAGUUUUAUUGGAAUGCCCUUGGAAAGGAAAGUCCGGGGAUAGUUUACGACACACGAGGCUUUGAUCACUAAUGCGAGUAUUUAAAACUUCUGAACAGACUGCCCUGUUGAUUCAGCUUGAGAGUAUUACUUUACUGAUUUUAUUACUUCUGAACAGACUGCCCUGUUGAUUCAGCUUGAGAGUAUUACUUUACUGAUUUUAUUACUUCAAUUAACGACGAUGAUGAUUCAGUAAUACGAUCGGUUCUGUUAUAAGUUCUUGUAGCCUAUAGAUAUCAGACAUUUCUCAUAGUAAGGGUUGGAGUGGUACUGGGUAGAGGCCAAAUGCUAUUCAAGUCACCCAUUAGAUAGUAUUCAAAACUGGAAGAAUCUACUUUUUCGAUGAGAGUCUCAUAGUGCGAGAAAAGUUCGACCGAAGAGCAGGAAGGCCUAUACAACCACGAGAAGUGGGUUAGAGCAUGCUUUUGAAUUUAUUAACAGAAGUUCUCAAGAUUAUGAAAAAACGACAACUUUUUUGAUACAGGAGAUUUAGAACCAGGAGAUCAGUUAAAACUCUCUUUUUAAAGCACUUCAUUCUACCGAUGCUUUACUUCAACUUAAACCGCCCCAGUUCCAACUGCUCCCAUACCGCAGAAAUAUUCAUUUCAUUUCCAGCUUAUUCGUAUUGAGUCAAAGCCGGAAAUCUCAAUUACUAAUGUGUCAAUCUGCCUCUUUUAUAACUAGAUUUUUGACGGGAAUCAAGACAGGGACACCGUUGUGAAAAACGUAAUAUUCCCGCCGAUUACAGCACGAUUUCUCCGGAUUCUACCCUUAGAAUCGCACAACGAAUCUGCCAUAAGAAUGGAAGUUUAUGGCUGUGCAGGUAUUGUUAACUAUACAGGC
Molecule: messenger RNA, 8760 nt
Organism: Porites evermanni
Lineage: Eukaryota; Metazoa; Cnidaria; Anthozoa; Scleractinia; Poritidae
Source: the annotation of a GenBank genome assembly